Messenger RNA from Sinocyclocheilus grahami, 369 nucleotides. RefSeq names its product cyclin-dependent kinase inhibitor 1C-like. The transcript is spliced from 3 exons. The coding region runs from base 1 to 369 and encodes 122 amino acids. NCBI's taxonomy places the organism in Eukaryota, Metazoa, Chordata, Actinopteri, Cypriniformes, Cyprinidae. The record is from RefSeq and is a predicted model, not a curated record.
AUGAAAUCUUUCCUCAUUGUUGCCUGUGUCUUUGGAUUCUGCUGUGCUGUGCUAGCAGAGGAUGAAGAGCUUCGAGAGAAGCGCUCAUCAAGCCGUUCCUCAGAGAGACAGCCUGGAGGCUUCUUCAACCCAUACCAAUUCCAGCGUCCCUAUCCCUACCCAUACUUUCCCCCUUACCAGCCCCAGCCUCUGCCACAGCCUCUGCCUCAGCCUCAGCCUCGGCCACCAAACAACAAUGCUCUCCUCAGCCUCUUGCCAUUCAUCUUAGCACAGCUGGCAUCCAACACCCCUGCUCCGGCACCGGCCCCCGCUCCUGCACCAGCCCCUGCACCUGCCCCAGCUCCUGCUCCUGCCCCUGGUGGGAGAUAA